AUGAUGGAGGAACGCGAAAAUGCUAUGGAAUGUAUGGAUCUCAAUUGCCUCUGUCCAUUCUUGCAUGGAUCAUUAACGAGUUCGGGAUGCUACUUACCGAAUGGCCAGAAACUGAGCAUGGCUGUGCGUAAGGAGUAUCGACAGCUAAGCAACGAAGAACGAACGCGCUUCCACAGUGCACUAGAAAGGCUUAAACGAAGCGGCGAGUACGAUAAAAUUGCCCAGUGGCAUACGAAACCGGAGAUGAGCGGAGGUGCACAUUCUGGACCUGCUUUCCUACCCUGGCAUCGUGAAUAUAUCAAAAGGUCACACACUGACAAAUUUUUUCUUAUUUUUAUGCGUUUUUGCUUUGCAGCGCUGUAGUG
Molecule: messenger RNA, 365 nt
Organism: Gongylonema pulchrum
Lineage: Eukaryota; Metazoa; Nematoda; Chromadorea; Rhabditida; Gongylonematidae
Source: the annotation of a GenBank genome assembly